UUGGUCUGGGCAGGUUGUUGGACUCCUGUACUGAUGAAGGGAUGCUUUGUUUUCUAUUGGUGCCUGUGAUUCCAAGACGCAUUAAAUGCUGGGAUACUGGUACCAGGACGGUGAGCAUCAGAUGUGACCCAGUAACCGUCACAUACUGAACGCAGAAGCUGGUACAUCACGCCAACCUUGGAGGCGCUAUAUCCCACUGACGGUCCUCACUUUCUAUGAUAGCAGGUGACAAUGCAGAGUCCUGUUGGUACCCCAACCCAUCAAGGUGGUGGAAAUAAUAGUGAACUUGCCCUGACGGGCUCCCAGGUGUCUGUAACAAGACGUCCGAGUAGUGCUGGCAGUGCCAAGCAAUUCUCCCGUUCUGUGUCGGUGAUCACGGAGAGUCAGAGCAAGGGAAACUCACCGGGCAAUUCAUCGAGAGCCAUCAACAAUCUCCGAAGAUCCAACAGCACCACGCAAGUGACCCCCGGGAACAGUUCGUUAUUCAGUGGGGAGCAGCCGGAUGAUUUGCUGGCGUUCUUUGAGAGCAGUUCCAGUGGGCGGAAGAAGCUCGGUGCUUUGGCCAAAACCUCCCCAGAGAAGAAGACCACUUGGAAUGUCCUGGAUGAGCAUCCUCGCGUGUUCCCUAUCCCAUCAAGCGCCCGCAGUGCGAACUCUGUGCAGAGUUCUGGGAUGAAGAGGAGAGACGCCCCGGCGCUGGCUCCCAGCUUUCCAGCCAAUAAUAGGAGUAACAAAGGUACGGUUGGUAAUACCGUCACUACCAUGGUGCAUAACAACUAUUCGUCUGGGGAACGCAGCCUGAAUGCCAAGAGCUCCAAUCAGAGGUUGUCAUCACUCAAUAACCAGAGACCCCUGACUUGUGAGGAUUUGGGGGGAAGUUUCCAGAAGUCCCAGAAGAAUUUAUCCAGCACUAGCAACUUGGGGCGUAAUAACACGGGAGGAGGCACACCUCAGAAGAGAAGAGAGGUGACCGCAGAGGAGGCGGAGAGGUUCAUCCAGCAAGUGAACACCGCAGCCGUCACCAUCCAGCGUUGGUACAGACGCCAUCGCCUGAAGCGGAAAUCAGGGGAAGAUUCUUUAAGACACAUUUUGGCUUCUAAAAAGGAGGAGCGCGAGCAACACGCUGAAGAGGGCAACCUCUUUGUCUCCCAGCAAGCCAAGGCAGACGAACGGCGAAGAAUCCGUGAAGAGAAAGCGCGUCAGGCGAGGAGAGCAGCCAUUCAGGAGUUGCAGCAAAAGCGAGCGCAGAAGGCGGUGGAUGCAAAGCGAGUGGCGGAGGAGGAAGUGCAGAAGUUGGUAGAAAGUGGGAAGCUGGGGAGAAAGAAGACCAGCAGGAAUUCUGGGCCUUCACCACUAGGUGGCAGCACUAAAGCCAAUAACACAGGUACCAGAGCCCCGGCCACACAAGAAGAGGACAGCUCUGUGACUUCACCGUUCAGUCCCGCUCCAGAAAGCAGGCUUAGUGAGCAGAAGGGGCAGGUAUUGACGCCCUUGGAUCGGGCAAUUGAAGAUCUGGAUAUUGAGGUCUCCGCAAGAAGAGCACAGUCUAAAACCACCCUUACUGAGCUACUUGAUACGCUUAAACAGCUGGAGGAGCCCGAACCACAGCUUGAAGUCAAGUCUGAGUCCAAGGACAGGUUCCGGUGGAUAGAUGGGGAUGGAGACACUUCUCUAACCGUUGAUAAUCUGGAGCGCCUCAGUCAGAUGAUGCGCAGUGGGCCGGGAGAACAGAAAGACUUGCAGGAUGGCGUGCUUCUCUCAGAAGCCAAACUUCAGAGUAUUAUCAGCUUUCUGGAUGAGAUGGAGAGAUCGGAACAAGAAAGGCCGCAUUCUGCGGCCUCCAAUACUAAUAAAGUGGCCUUGCUAUCGGAGGAGGAGCUGACACAUCUGGAGCAGGCAUCGGCAGUGGCCACGGAGGUGACGAGUUCCAUGCUGAAACUUCGUCUGGAGGUCGACGAAAAGAAGAAAACCGUGAACCUGCUGCAGACUGCACUCGCUCAGCAGAGAGAACUAACUAUACGGCACGUGAAACAGACCGAAAAGGAGCUGGGACGCCAACUGAAACAGCAAAGUGAGCAGUACGAGGCUACCAUCCAGAGACAUCUCUCAUUCAUUGACCAGCUCAUUGAUGACAAGAAAGCGCUGAGUGAGAGAUGUGAGUCUCUGGUAAAUGAACUGAAACAGGUUGAUCAGAAAUACGGAAACAAGAUCAACCAAAUGCAGGAACACCACGACCUGGUGUGGCAAACUCUGGGCCCUCUGUGCGAGGAAAUGAAGAAAUUGCAGGAUCUCAUGUCUGCGGCAGAAAAAGUCAGACGGGAGAAAUGGAUCGAUGAAAAGACCAAAAAGAUUAAGGAGAUCACAGUAAAAGGACUGGAGCCCGAGAUCCAGAGACUUAUUGCCAAACAUAAGCAGGAGAUCCGAAAGUUGAAAGCUCUUCAUGAGGCCGAGCUCCUGCAGUCAGACGAGAGGGCAGCGCAGCGCUACGUACGCCAGGCAGAGGAACUGCGGCACAAUCUUGACCACGAGAAGGAAGAACUGGCCCAAAGAGAGAGAGAGCUAGCCAAACAGAGGUAUGAAAAGCAACUUGUUCAGGAAGAGCAGUCUCUGCAGGAGCAGCGGAGGCGGCUGUACAGCGAGGUUUCUGAGGAGAAGGAGAGGCUGAACCAGCAGGCAGCCAGGCAGAGGACGGAAUUGGACGAAUUAAGAAGGCAGUUGGAAGAGAACUGUGCCCUGACCACCAGGGUGCUCAAAGAGGAAUACGAGAAGGGCAAAGAGGAACAGGAGAGACGGCACCAGGCAGAAAUAAAAGCGCUUAAAGAACGUUUGGAGAUUGAAAAACAGGCCUGGGAGCAGAACUACAUGAAGAAAGAGGAGGCCUGGCUGCUCUCCCGGGAGCGAGAACUCAAGGAAGACGUCAGGAAGGGACGGGACAAGGAAAUCGAACUGGUGAUCCAGCGCCUAGAGUCAGAAAUGUCAACGGCCAGGGAAGAGUGUGAGAGAGCCGCCGAAAACAGGAUUAAGAGGGUGAGGGAUAAAUACGAGUCUGAGCUUCAGGAGUUGGAGAGAUCCGAGAGAAAGCUCCAGGAGAGGUGCAAUCAACUCAAAGAGCGAGCGACAGAGCUGGAGGGAGAACAGAUCCGACUGCAGGGACUUCUCAAACAGAGGGAGCAGGAGGUGGAGGAUAUUAGAAAGAUCACGGACCGGUUGACCGAGGAGAGGAAAAGUCUCUCCGAUGUAAUUCGACAGGAGUUCGCAGACCGCCUCGUAUUAAUCGAGGAAGAGAACAGACGCUUAAAAAUAGAAUCGUCUGAAUCCCAAGCAAGGCAUCGUCUGGAGCUGGAGAGAAUCAAUCGGGAAAAGGAGGAGGAACUGGAGGAGGUUCACAAGAGGGUGAAGACAGCACUAGUGAAGAAAGAAGAAACCAUGAAUAGCCUGAGGAAGCAGCGUGAGGCGGCCGAGAAGCGAGCGGAUCACCUGGAGGCCCUUCUGGAACAGCAAAGGAAGCAGCUGCUUGCGAAGUAGAUUGCACUUCCUUUAUCCAAUCCGUGUUGUCCCCAGACACUUGCUCUGGACCAUGCCAUGGCCAUCCAAGCUCUGGACCAUGCCAUGGCCAUCCAAGCUCUGGACCAUGCCAUGGCCAUCCAAGCUCUGGACCAUGCCAUGGCCAUCCAAGCUCUGGACCAUGCCAUGGCCAUCCAAGCUCUGGACCAUGCCAUGGCCAUCCAAGCUCUGGACCAUGCCAUGGCCAUCCAAGCUCUGGACCAUGCCAUGGCCAUCCAAGCUCUGGACCAUGCCAUGGCCAUCCAAGCUCUGGACCAUGCCAUGGCCAUCCAAGCUCUGGACCAUGCCAUGGCCAUCCAAGCUCUGGACCAUGCCAUG
This is a messenger RNA of Pelobates fuscus (common spadefoot toad), 3882 nucleotides long. It is a transcript of the gene CEP131, whose product is annotated as centrosomal protein 131. NCBI's taxonomy places the organism in Eukaryota, Metazoa, Chordata, Amphibia, Anura, Pelobatidae. The coding region runs from base 232 to 3525 and encodes 1097 amino acids. Gene Ontology annotation, biological process: cilium assembly; regulation of centrosome duplication; intraciliary transport involved in cilium assembly. The record is from RefSeq and is a predicted model, not a curated record. Gene Ontology annotation, cellular component: centriolar satellite. The transcript is spliced from 27 exons.